AAACAUGGAGGUGGUUCUAGACGUUGCAGCUCAUGCAGCUGCUCUUUCUUUAGCCGUCGGUAUUAUCUGUACAGCCACACCUUCCUCAGCUUUGUUUCCAUGGCAUCCAACUUUCAUGGUUAUUUCUUUUUUGUUUCUAAUGACGGAGGCGAUCUUACUCUUUUCUCGUCAUGCGUCCCCGCUUCGCUCGGCAUCUCGAAAAACAAAAUCCACAGUCCACUGGAUCGUCCAAACGUGCACUGGAGUGACGUUUCUGCUUGGUCUCGCUGCGAUUGUCACUAACAAAUAUUUGAGAGGCAAACCACAUUUGAUGUCGUGGCAUUCAUGGUUUGGUGUGGGGGCGUGUGUCAUGGCGACCAUUCAGUCAUGCUGCGGUGCUUUCCUUUUCUAUCCAAAUUUGAUGCCUAGAUUCACUCUCAAGCAGUUGAAAAUGAUGCACGCCGCGAGCGGAGCGUUGACUUACUCACUCGGCUGCUCUACUGUCGUUUUAGCGUGCUAUUCCAAUUGGUUUGUGUCUCAAGAUUUUUCUCUUGUUGUCUGGUCUCUGUUUGCUGGUGGACCGAUUUUUCUGGUGGCAGUUGUCGCUAGGCAGGUUUACACAUCGCAUUUUGAACGAAUGUGGAAAUGUUAAAUAAUUGACUCGGCAACUACACAUAAUUUGUCAAACGUGUUGUCUGUGUUGCGUCUCUAACGCGCGUUAGCAUUUGUAUUUGUAUUUGUAUUUCUUUUACUACGGAAAA
Molecule: messenger RNA, 740 nt
Organism: Corticium candelabrum
Lineage: Eukaryota; Metazoa; Porifera; Homoscleromorpha; Homosclerophorida; Plakinidae
Product: transmembrane reductase CYB561D2-like
Exons: 3
Coding region: 5-631 (208 amino acids)
Molecular function (GO): heme binding; transmembrane monodehydroascorbate reductase activity
Source: RefSeq, a predicted model, not a curated record